Drosophila mojavensis is the source of this 1176-nucleotide messenger RNA. RefSeq names its product odorant receptor 1a (gene Or1a). Gene Ontology annotation, cellular component: plasma membrane. The transcript has 3 exons. Bases 1 to 1176 code for a protein of 391 amino acids. Gene Ontology annotation, biological process: sensory perception of smell; detection of chemical stimulus involved in sensory perception of smell. The record is from RefSeq and is a predicted model, not a curated record. Gene Ontology annotation, molecular function: odorant binding; olfactory receptor activity. NCBI's taxonomy places the organism in Eukaryota, Metazoa, Arthropoda, Insecta, Diptera, Drosophilidae.
AUGUCCAAGCUGCUGGAGGCGUGUCUGAGUAAUUUGUGGGUGCAGCGCUUCACCUUUGGCCUGAUGGGCCUGGACCUGCGGCAGGACCGGAGGACGCUCCGCUCCCCAGUCACUUACCUCGUCAUGAUGCUGGCCACCAGCUUCGAGCUGUGCACCGUCUGCGGUUUCAUCGUGCAGCAGCGGCACGACAUAGUGCUCUGCUCCGAGGCGCUGAUGCAUGGCAUCCAGAUGGUCUCCUCGCUGCUGAAGAUGAUCAUCUUUGUGUGCAAGGGCCGGGAGCUGGUGUCUCUGAUCGCCGCCAUCCAGGCGCCUUUUCUGCGAGCAAACAUCGAGGCAGCCGAGCUGCGAGUCUGGCGCGUGCAGAACCGUCGCGGCCAAAUCUUCUCGGCCAUCUACCUGCUGAUGUGUGCUGGCACCAGCAUCUCCUUCCUGGUCAUGCCCGUCGCAUCAACGGCUCUGAUUUACUACAAAUCCGGACAAUUUGUGCCCGUCAGCUCGUUCCGGGUCGCCUUACCCUACGACGUCACAAAUCCUGUAAUUUAUUUCCUUGACUGCUGUCUGAUGGUGCCGGUGCUGACAUUCUUCUGCUGCUCCACCACGGCCGUGGACACGCUCUAUGGCUGGUUCGUCUUCGGUCUGACGGCCCAUUAUCGCCGCCUCGAACUGGAGCUGCAGAGCGAACGUAUGCAGUCGUCAGCUGGGAGAGACCUGGAUCAUAGGCUGGAUCAGCUGUUCAGGGAACAUGCUCGACUGCUGGAGUUGGUGGCUCGAUUUGAGACGGGCCUCCGGGACAUUGCCUGUGUGGAGGUGCUGCUGAUCUGUGUGCUCUACUGCUCGGUGAUCUGCCAGUACAUAAUGCCGCACACGAAUCAGAACAUCGCCUUUCUCGGCUUCUUCUCGCUGGUGGUCAGCUCGCAGCUAUGUAUUUAUGGCUUCGGCGCUGAGCAGGUGCGUCAAGAGGGCCAGCAGUUCGCCUAUCAGCUCUACCAGCUGCUGCCUUGGCACGAGUGGUCGCCGCAUCAGCGUCGGCUCCUGCUGCUGCCGCUGCAGCGUGCCCAGAAGGAGACCAAACUGGCCGCCUACUUCUUCAUGCUGGGCAGACCUCUGUUGGUGUGGAUCUUUCGCACAGCCGGCUCCUUUACCACGCUACUCAAUACGCUUCGUGCCAAAGACUAA